Microbotryum saponariae is the source of this 3407-nucleotide messenger RNA. The record is from the annotation of a GenBank genome assembly. NCBI's taxonomy places the organism in Eukaryota, Fungi, Basidiomycota, Microbotryomycetes, Microbotryales, Microbotryaceae.
AUGCUUGAAUGGAGGGAAGCAUUUGGUGACCUCAACUCUACCUGCACAUUACCUCAGGGACUUCCUUCGAGUGUUGCUGUCAGUGUAUCGCUGUUUGCCUGACAACGACCCCACCCUCGACGCCAUCGAGCCCGUCAAAUCGAUCACUAGCGACCCCCAGACCUGGCGCGAAGCAAUGUCCAGCGACGAGCACAACAUCUGGGCUGAGGCCGCCGCCGCCGAGUUCACCGCCAUGCGCGACGACUUCAAGGUGUUCACCAUCGAGCCUCGCUCAUCUGUACCGCCGGGCGCCACCAUCGUCACCUCCAAAUUCGUCUGGAAGACCAAGCGCAACGCAAGCGGUGAAGUCACGGGGCGGAAGGCACGUCUUGUAGCGCAGGGUAACCGACAGCGCGACGGCAUCGACUUCUCAGAAACCUUCGCACCCGUCGCCCGUUUCUCCUCCAUUCGCUGCCUCCUGGCUCUUGCCGCUGCCAAUGGCUACCACGUUCAUCAGGCCGACAUCGACAAGGCUUACCUCCACGGCGAGCUCGAUCAUGAUAUCUGGAUGACGACACCACGCGGUUUCGACUUCCCGAGCGAUAAGGUUCUCCGGCUGCGACGCUCAAUCUACGGUCUCAAGCAGGCCGGUCGCAUCUGGAAUCGUCACAUUGACACAUCACUCAGGAAUCUGGGGUACAAGGCAACAGGCACUGAUCACUGCAUUUACUCUCGCAUUGACGAUCAGCAGCGGCCUCACUAUAUCGCCUUGUAUGUCGACGACCUCCUCAUUGUCAGUCCAGCCCUCGACGAGAUCGAACGUGUCAUCUCCGGCCUUGAACAGCGGUACGGCGUCAAACGACUCGGCCCCGCGGAGUACAUCCUCGGAAUCCAAAUACGCCGCCUGGACGACGGUUCCAUUGCUCUAUCCCAGGAGCGCUACAUCAUGGACGUGCUGGCCCGUUUCCACUUCGACACCACGACACGCGGCACUACGGUGCCGAUGACGCCCGGCCUCUCGCUCACGGCAAUUCCGGGUCAGGGAACGGAGCGCAUUCGUUCGUGGUACCUACAGGCCAUCGGCUCCCUCCUCUACAUCUCCCUUGGCACUCGACCCGACAUUGCCUUCGCCGUCUCGUACCUGUCCCGGUUCGCCAACAACCCCGGCCGCCGCCAUUGGAUUGCCGUCAAACACGUCCUUCGCUACCUUCGCGCCACGUACCGCGAUGAGCUUCUCUAUGCCCGCGGCCCAGCAAAAGUCACGGGUGUGGUUGGUUAUUCUGAUGCGAACUGGGGCGCCUGCGUCGACACAUCCAUUUCAACGAUGGGCUACGUAUUUUACUUGGCAGGCGCCGCUGUCUCUUGGUCGUCGAAGCGUCAGACUCGGGUAGCGGAUUCCACCACUGAUGCCGAGUACCUGGCCUUGUCGCACGCGGGUAAGGAAGCGAUCUACCUUAACCAACUCCUCUCCGAGCUCCACGUUUGCCCAAUCGCUGCAGCUCACAUCUUCACCGACAACGAGGCCGCGGCCGCCGUCGCUCACGACCCCGUUCGCACCUCCGGCACCCGGCACAUUCGCCUCCGCGAGCAUUUUGUCCGUGACAUGGUCAAUCGAGGUGAUAUCUCUCUCUCACACGUUGGCACAGCAGACAUGGUUGCGGACGUAUUCACCAAAGCGCUAGGCCCCAAGAUUUUUGGUACACAUUGCUAUGCUCUAGGCCUCCGGACGCGACAUCCACGGCUCAAGUCUACCUCGCGUUCGCGUGGGGGGGGGUGUGAGGAAUCCACUCUCCGCUCGGCUCAGGACUUAGGCGCGCGGAGCGAACCGGGCGCGGACUUAGGCGCGCGGAGUGAGCCGGGCGCCCCGGCCCAGGACUUAGGCGCGCGAAGCGAGCCUGGGACUUAGGCGCGCGGAGCGAGCCUGGGCCAUUGGCUCAGCCCCAGGCUCGCUGGCUGUGGACUUGGGGCGCACGGGUCUCUUAUUGUUAGCUUCCUAUUCAUCACUCUUGGCUAUAACUACAUCGCUGACGUAGUAGAGUUGAUCGAAUAGGUAUGUUGAAAUGCAUUCAUCACUCUUGGCUAUAACUACAUCGCUGACGUAGUAGAGUUGAUCGAAUAAUUCGACCACCGACGCUGAAUACCUCGCCCUCUCGCAUGCUGGCAAGGAAGGGAUUUACCUCAGUCAGCUGCUCGAAGAGCUCCAUGUACAACCUGUUGCACCGGCUCACAUCUUUACUGACAACGAAGCCGCUGCUGCAGUUGCUCACGAUCCUGUCCGCGUCUCUGGCACUCGGCACAUACGCUUGCGUGAGCACUUCGUUCGGGACAUGGUGAAUCGGGGCGACAUCUCUCUCUCGCAUGUGGGUACCAGCGACAUGGUGGCCGACAUCUUCACCAAGGCUCUCGGCCCAAAGGUCUUCUCAACGCACUGCUACGCCCUCGGCCUUCGCACUCGACACCCGCGGCUUGGGUCUGCCUCGCAUUCGCGUGGGGGGGGGUGUGAAGAGUCCACUCUCAGCUCGACAGGGGCGCCUCGGUCGUUGCGCGCACUUGCUAGCCCGCCCCCGGCGGUGGGGACUUAGACGCGCGCGACUGCCUCAGCGCGCCAGCGCCGGCGGAUUCAUGCGCGCGCCCGCUAGCCCGCCCCCUUGCGGUGGGGACUUAGGCGCGCCGGCGAUUUCACCCGCGGCUGACUUAGGGAUGUACAUUGUCACGCGCCUGGGACUAUCCCAGCGUGGCCCCCCCCUUUCUGUUUCUUAGCUUCCUUCUCAUCACUUCUGUUCGACUCUCAACCUCUCCUGACAGUAGUGGUGAACGUCUCAUACAAUGUUCGAUACGAGGUGGCUCGAUCGCGUUAUCGCUCUAAAUUCGACGUGGCCGCGGCAUUUGAGCAGGUUCGGGUCAUACCGGAGCACGUCGAUCGCACCGGCUUCGCAACGGUGACGGGCACGUACACGUCGCGGGUCAUGCAGUUUGGUGACACCAAUGCGCCCAAUACCCUCAACCUCUUGACCUCGGCGAUGUUCCAGCCGUGUCUCCCGUUCGCCAAGAUCUUUUUCGACGAUGUCCACGUCCAUUCCGAUACCCGUCGUGCGCACUUGAGACACAUCAAGAUCCUGCUGAUGACAUUGAGACAUUACCGGUUCUACUUAGGAUCCAAGAAGUCCGAGUGGUUCUCAAAGUCGUUGGACUCCUUGGGCACCAUCAUUUCUGACGUCGGCAUCGAAGUCGACCCCGCCAAGUGGGUGCGUGUCAGGAGCACAGCCUGCACUGCCAUCAAUACUCGAAGGAAGUCUCCCAAGUUUGCGGCCGGAGUCGACAUCAGCUACCGGUUUGUUCGUUGCAAGCAUUGUCGGCGCGAUGGUGUAGUCGUGAGGGCGCGCGGGCGCGCACUCAGUGGUCGAGGGUUCGAUCCGCCUGGAGCGUGA